AUGACAUUUUGCAUUCUCAUCACUUAUCUUUCUACUUGUCAUAUUUUACCUGAGCCAAAAACAGCUUCUGAAGCUUUGCAAAUACCUGAGUGGGAAGCAGCAAUGAGUGAUGAAUUUCAGGCACUUUUGAGAAACAAUACCUGGGAAUUGGUUCCUCAUACAUCGGACAUGAACGUAGUUGGGUGCAAAUGGGUCUUUAAGACCAAACUUAAAGCUGAUGGGACAUUAUUAAAGUAUAAAGCAAGGCUGGUGGCUAAAGGUUUACCAAGCUUGGAUUACUUUGACACAUUCUCUCUAGUUGUGAAACCAGCCACCAUUAGAAUCAUACUGUCCUUAGAUAUCCAUAAUCAGUGGGAUAUCCAACAAAUCGACAUUAAUAAUGCCUUCCUCAAUGGAGAACUAACAUAG
Molecule: messenger RNA, 408 nt
Organism: Pistacia vera
Lineage: Eukaryota; Viridiplantae; Streptophyta; Magnoliopsida; Sapindales; Anacardiaceae
Exons: 1
Coding region: 1-408 (135 amino acids)
Source: RefSeq, a predicted model, not a curated record